GAUUGUAGGCGGACUGGUUUGGAUGAACACUCUCUGGAUCCUUGUGGCGAUUCAACUGGAAAGAAUCGGCAAUUAUUUGAAAGAAGCCCCGCGCGACAAGCGACGGUUCGUUUGCUCGCUCGAGUUCUCGAGCCCGCCCUGGGAAGGCGGGAGAGCAACCGCUGGUGCGUGAGCCGGGCAGAGCCACUCUCCAAACACAGCGCAGAGCCGGCCCCAGACAUUCAUACUGGUUUCAGAAUAAAGACAAGAACACGCUUUUAAUUUCCCUUGUUACACUUCUUUUAGUUGGCAAUACACUUAAUAGUUCCUCUUGUGGAGAAAUAGGAAAAGGGCUUUGCAGCUGCUUUCUCAAUCUCCUCUCCGAGCUUCCGCCUUCCUCCUUCCGUCUGCGUUUACACUAAUAAUUCCUUCGGAGAGGAAGGGAACAAAUGCAGGUGGUGUGCACUUCUGUGGGAACUGAGAGGCUUGCUGGCCAGUUCAGAGGACAGUUAAAAGCCAACCACAUUGCUGUGCGUCUGGAAUAACAUGUAGGCAAGACUGGAUCAAUUAAGCUGAAGACUGAACAAAUUUGGAUGUUGCUGCACCACCCCAGCUUGUCAAAAUUGAACCUUUCAACCCUCAUUGGCUGCCAGACAUAUCAACUGUUUUGUGAAAAUUGCUAGCUACCAGCUAAAGCUGUUCUUCAGUUAUCAUUCCCUGUGUCACGAGAUUCCCCAAGAAAAUUUUGAGCAGUCGGACUGCUGUCCUUCUGAAGGCCAGCCCUGCUUUUACAGUUCUUCACGGAGUGGUCAGACAGAUCUGAAUGUAUCAUCAGUUAGAGGCAGCCAGAGAGAACAGGAACAGAGAAGGGAGAGAGAAGUGAAUAGAGCCCAACGAAGACCAACAAAUGUCCAACGACAAAGUGCACAUGGAUUUAGUUAAUCCUUCUCGAAACCUUGAACAGAAGUCCAGGAAAUUCCUGAAAAGUCUGACCCGAAAGGAGCCUUGUGAGUUGCUGUUGGUGAUUGGAACAGGAGUGAGUGCUGCUGUUGCUCCACAUGUACCUGCGCUGUGCUCAUGGCGAAGUUGUAUCGAAGCAGUAAUCAAUGCAGCUGAAGAUCUGGAGGUGCUUCAUCCUUCUGAUAUUAUGGAGUUCCGACAUAAAGUAACAGAAGAUCGUGACCUUCUUGUGCUUGCCCAUGAUCUAAUCCGGAAAAUGUCACCGCGCACUGGAGAUACAAAGCCAAAUUUCUUCCAGGAUUGUCUGAUGGAAGUGUUUGAUAAUCUUAACUGUCACAUUCAGAAUCCCAUGCUCUUGGAUGCUAUUCUCCAACUUAUGGAUCGGGGAACAAUGGUUCUCACCACAAACUAUGAUAACCUGCUUGAGAUCUUUGGCCAACAGCAAGGCAAACCAAUGGAAUCUGUAGAUUUGAAGUGCAAGGACAAGGUGGUUCAGUGGGCCAGAGGUCUACAAAAAUACAGUGUCCUUCAUAUACAUGGACUAUUCACAGAUCCCUGUGGCCUGGUGUUGGACCCAUCAGGAUACAAGGAUGUAAUGCAUGAUCAAGAUUUGAUGGAAGAAUUUCAGGACCUGUACCGUACCAAGUCGUUUGUAUUUUUGGGCUGUGGAGAAACUCUGCGUGAUCAGAUCUUCCAGGCACUAUUUCUGUAUUCUGUUCAGGACAAAGUGGACCUGGAACACUUCAUGCUGGUGCGAAAGGAUAGCCAUGAUCAAUUCUUUAAGUUGCAGGCAGAGAUGCUGCUGCAUGGGAUUAAAAUAGUAUCCUAUGGAGACCGAUUUGAAUGUAUGCCUCAGUAUUUCCAUGAUUUGGUGGCACAAAUUUGCAGGCACAGAAGCCCAGAUGGCUCUUCUGCAGAUAGUACAAGUCUAUUACUAGGAACUUCUUGUUCAGAUUGUGCAAAGCGGAAACAAGAAGAAAAUGGUGAUGUAACUCAAAAAAGGAUCCGAAAAGCAAAUGAUACAGAUUUUGGAGGACCAUAAAUUGUCCAAGUAAAGCACCUUCACCAAAGUGCCAUAUCCCACUUCAUGAUGUUGGAUGCAUCGAAAAGGGACUGAAAACUUUUAUUCGUAUCAGCACAAGUUGAUUUGGUAACUCCGUAGAACUGUACAUUGUAACUGUUGAGCAGUUGUUACACCAUUAAAUGCAAAUCAGUGGUUCUCCUGCCUUCUUGGACUUAACUAUUUAUUGUGGUGCUUCAGGAAACAAAGUCUGGACAUUGCUGCUCUUUUACCAAGAAGGACUUGGUGAGAAAACAUUCAGAUACAGCACAUGUUCGUUUUGAUUUUCAUGUUUUUACUAAAAUAACAAUUUUAGAUGUAUAAGUGUUGGAUGCUUUGUUCUUCACUGAAAAUCAUUUGUUUAAUGUAAUAUGGAAUAAUUGAGGGAAGCUUGGCAUUUCCAUGUUAGAGCUAUGGUUACAAUCAUUAGGUGAGAGGGAGGCAGCUUGCCCUAUUUGAAUUAUAUAUUCUAGUUGAAAGCAGAAAGGAGUGAAUGUGAAGAAACCUGGCAUACUAUUCUGUUCUGCUCAUCAGAGUUUAAAGUGUAAGCUUGUAAAAUGGGAAGCAGCUUGUAAAUUGUGCAUAAAAGUUUGAAAAAUA
Carcharodon carcharias (great white shark) is the source of this 2599-nucleotide messenger RNA. RefSeq names its product protein FAM118A-like. NCBI's taxonomy places the organism in Eukaryota, Metazoa, Chordata, Chondrichthyes, Lamniformes, Lamnidae. The transcript has 12 exons. Bases 887 to 1981 code for a protein of 364 amino acids. The record is from RefSeq and is a predicted model, not a curated record.